CCCUUCACUCCCGGCAAUCAGCACAGCGAGUGAACGCGUUCAGCUGGACUAUCACGAAACAAGCUAUUUACAUGAAUUUGCUCUGCACGCGCUCAGCUGCAGCUGCAGAGAACAGCCUUCAGUGCGCGCGCUCACUCUUGAGUCGCACCGUGCGUCCCGCGCGCUUCACUCGCUCUGCAUUCACCGGGAAGGGGGAACAAACGGGGGGGGUUUAUGUGCACUUUUUUUUUUCUAAGAAUCCAUGAGACCGCAUAACCCCCGCGGGGUCAGUUCACGUUGCCCGGGUUUUGUGGUUGCGUGGAAACAUAAACUACAACAACAACAAAAGAGGAGAAGGUUUUCGGUCAGCGGAGAGGAGCCGCGGAGCGCAGGAGCCAUUUCCAGAGACGCGUCCGCGGGUUUCCCGCAGCGGAUCGGGUGCAGAGGUUGAGCGGAGCAGCCUGGUUGGCGCGGACCGAUCCGCGGCGCUGACCAGCGGGGGAGCCGCUCCAUCCACCCAGAGACGCGCCAUGGAGAGGAGAGCAGAAACGGGAGCAGCGACGUUCGUCAGCACCAGGGGAGGUUGAUGUGGACUUCCACCCUGAACUCCUGCGGUCUUCCCUGGAGCAUGCCCGUAGCCCACCAUGCACCUGGCUGCAGUCUGGCUGCUGCGUUACUCGGUGGUCAUGUGUUUGCUGUUGCACAGCUUGGUCUUGAUGGCCUUCUGCUUCCAUCAUGCUGCCACCACUUGCUCCAAGAGGUGCUACUGCUCUGAGACGGAGAGUGGAGGCAAGACGAUGCGUUGCAGCAAUCUGCAGCUCACGGAGAUCCCAGAGGACAUCCCCAAUGACACGCAACGUGUCUACCUUGACUUCAAUCUUCUAUCCGCAGUUCCAACGAAUGCGUUUGCUGGUUUGACCCACUUAGUAGAACUGGACCUGUCGCACAACGAGAUAAGCCAGCUGGAGCCUGGAGCAUUCAGAGGACUCGGCUCCUCCCUGCAGUUCCUGGAUCUGUCUUCAAACAAGUUGGUGAACUUUAACCCUGACGCCUUUGAGGGCCUUCGAGCUCGCGCCAACCUGACGAACAACCCGUGGCUUUGCGACUGCAAUUUGCAGAUGGCAUUGCCCCGUGUGGACCUGGAGCCAGCCUCGCUGACGGGUAUAGUGUGCCAGACGUCUGAUCCAGAGGAAAUAGAAGUUCAAGGACUUGCGUUCCUGUUGGAACCGGAUAUAGACCUGUGUGUGGUGAUGAAGAGGACUACAGAUGUAGCUAUGCUGGUUGUUAUGUUUGGCUGGUUCACCAUGGUCAUUUCCUACCUGGUCUACUAUGUCCGUGCAAAUCAGGAGGAUGCCCGCAGACACUUGGAGUAUCUCAAAUCGUUGCCCAGCAGGCAGGGCAAGUCAGAGGAGUCCUCCACCAUCAGCACUGUGGUGUAGUCACAAACAGAACCUAAAAUCCUAAAUCACCACAAGCAGGUGUGGCAUGUAUCUAGACAAUAAUAGGGAAUCUCAAGGAUUUCCUUGCUGUUGAAGAGAGGAAAUAAAACAUUUUCGUACACAGACAGACUGAGGUGGAUGUAAUGUAGUCCGGAUAAAUAAUUCAUCUUUCUGGAGGCCAUUAGAACUUUUUGUUGGCUGAGUUGAUGGCCUUGUCUGUACACUAAGCAAGUAAAAGCAGUGAACUCCAGAAAUGGGAUACAAAUGGGUUUUAUCCAGUGGUGCAUGUAUCUCAAUGCUCCUCUACAGUGGUCAAGACACAGUUAGCAAUAUCAAUGGUCUGACAGUGCUAUUAUCACGCUCUGCGUAAUAUGUUUCUCAGCAGAGUCCUAAUAUUAUAGACCCAUCUAAUACAAGUAAAAACGGCAUUUUCAAGUUAA
Xiphophorus maculatus (southern platyfish) is the source of this 1858-nucleotide messenger RNA. RefSeq names its product leucine-rich repeat-containing protein 3B-like (gene lrrc3ca). Gene Ontology annotation, molecular function: protein binding. NCBI's taxonomy places the organism in Eukaryota, Metazoa, Chordata, Actinopteri, Cyprinodontiformes, Poeciliidae. The coding region runs from base 624 to 1418 and encodes 264 amino acids. The transcript has 2 exons. The record is from RefSeq and is a predicted model, not a curated record.